ACUUUAACUUUUUUUAAGAAGAUUUGUCAUUUCAUUCACUACAAAAAACAUAUUGAACAUUUUUUUAUAUAACGCAGAAAUAAAGGAAGAUAGAUGAUAUACUGCGAAGCUUCAAUUGCCAUUAUUUUCAAACCCAAAACACAACGAAAAGAUAUUUAUUUUGAACAUGAAGCUAUGCAACAAACUAGAAUCAAAACGUGUGUGCUGGUGCCCCAAAGUGUCACCUUUCUUUUCAUGUUUGAGAGGUUGACUUUAAACGUGUUUUUCUGAUAUAAAAUGCAAUUUUACUACAGUCUUCCAAAACAAAGGACAAUUUUCACCUUUUCGCCUUGUCAGUGGAAAUGAAAUGGAACUAUCGAACUUCCUCUGCUCGGGUGUAACAGAAGAAUUAAUCUGCUUUAAGAUAUACCGAAUCUCAAAAUAUUUGAUUUUGGCCGAUUUAUAAAAAUUUUCGCAAAUGCCACCAAAACUGCAGUUUGAAAACGGCGAGUUUUAAUAAAACCGAUAUAACCAAAACUUUCUCCCGCAACGAAUUGCGUUUAUGAAGAGUUUUAAACAUAAGCAAUUGGUAGAGCUUUUCAAGUGAUACAAAAAGGUCAUCUUCUCUUAUUCUGUAUCGCAAAAUACAAUGACCUAGAAUUGAAAAACUGUUUUAUGGGUUAGAAAGUAAUGGCAAUUGAAGCUUCGCAGUAUAUCAUCUAUCUUCCUUUAUUUCUGCGUUAUAUAAAAAAAUGUUCAAUAUGUUUUUUGUAGUGAAUGAAAUGACAAAUCUUCUUAAAAAAAGUUAAAGUCUUGACAAUGAAAACUGAGCGAAAUAUUAAUGAAAUACUGAGACCGACAUUUUUUAUGGGCCAUCCGUUAAAGGUCACAAAACAUUUUACGGGUCAAAUUCUGCUCACAAUUUGCGGUUUGGGGAUUCGUAGUCACUGUUCAUAAUCUUCAUCUGAUGUCUAUAAACAUCGUGUGCUUUUCAGAAAACUAAAAUUCGAUUUCUAAAGCCGGAUAAUUGAGUUUUCGUGUUUGUGAAUAUGCUGAUUUUAAUUUCUACUAGGAAAACUUAAAAUUUUAAAUUCUACUAGAUUUUAAUUUCUCCUGCAACAUUUAUAUGAAAAUUAAAUUUAUAUCUUCUUUAUAUUUUUUUUUUGUGAAAGGUCGAAAAAUCAUUCGUUCAUCCGAAGAAAAUUAUAAUUUAACAACUGAAAAAUUUCUUAUUGAACCUUCAUAUACUCAUUGGACAAUUGGCUAUUUACUUUCAUUACGUGGUGCUCAAAUGUUAAUAGACGAAAAACCAUUAUCAAAAAUACUUCCUGUUGAUGAAUAUUUACCUAUUAUGUAUGAUCGUCAUCCAAAUUUAGAAUGGAAAAAAUAUUUUCAACAACGAAAAUUAAAAGCAUAUGCAUUUCAUCCACAAAUAUUGACACCAACACAUUAUUUUGGUGAACCAAAUUAUGUAUCAGAUACAGAAAAUACGACCAUAUUAAAUAUUAAUAAAGAUAUUAUCAGACCAAAAUCAUUUGAAAUUGAUGUAGAUAAUUUAGUACAUAAUAAUUUGACAUUGAACAUGUUAGAUAAAAAUACACUAAUAAAAGAUGAAUUAUAG
This is a messenger RNA of Didymodactylos carnosus, 1600 nucleotides long. The record is from the annotation of a GenBank genome assembly. NCBI's taxonomy places the organism in Eukaryota, Metazoa, Rotifera, Eurotatoria, Philodinida, Philodinidae.